Anopheles bellator is the source of this 4614-nucleotide messenger RNA. RefSeq lists its product as uncharacterized. Gene Ontology annotation, biological process: regulation of ARF protein signal transduction; actin cytoskeleton organization. The record is from RefSeq and is a predicted model, not a curated record. The coding region runs from base 1 to 4614 and encodes 1537 amino acids. Gene Ontology annotation, molecular function: protein binding; guanyl-nucleotide exchange factor activity. Lineage: Eukaryota; Metazoa; Arthropoda; Insecta; Diptera; Culicidae. The transcript has 7 exons.
AUGCUCGACUCGGAGUUGUAUCACCCGCGGAACGGGGAUCAUCACCAGCACCAUCACGGUGCCGGUGGCCACCAUCAUCACUACCGGAGCCACCAUCGACACUAUCACUCGCCUUCGCCUCACCACCACCAACACCAUCAAGGCGGUGGCGAGCGGAAGUCCCGAUCCUCGCCCCGGAACCAUCACCACCAUCACCUGCAGCAGGGCAACGCCGGGGAGAAGCUUCAGUACCAGAACGCGUUCGGAGGCUCGGUGGGCGCCAACAUCGGUGGCUCACCGUCGUCGUCCUCGGAGAGGUACUACCGGCACUACCCGUCCCACCAGCACCUCCUGUCGGGGGCAGUGGGUAGUGGUGGCAGCGGGGGAUACUACGAUCUGAGCGAGAAGCUCGACAGCAGCCUGACGGUGGGCGGCGGAAGUCGGAGCUCCGAGAAGAGCAGCAGUCUGAUCAGUGGCGAUAGUAACAACAACCACAAUGGCCACGGACACCACCACAGCAACACGUCCAGUAUCCUGAGCCACGGGAGCGACAGUAAUGUGGCCGGCGGAAGUGGCAGUAACGCCAGUGGGGGCAGCAAAAAACGCACGAUCGUCCUGGUGGGCGACGGGAGGAGCCGGGUGCGGCGGGUCGUGAGGACCCAGACGCGCCAGAUAACGGUCGUCAGCUACUCGGGGCGGAAGAAGGAAACGGAAACGCACACCAGUCACCACGCGACCAUAGUCAGUUUUCCACAGAAAAUCGAUCGCCCAUCGCAGAUCUACUCCACGCACCAUCAUCAUCCGGCGGUCAGCAGCAACAAUGGGCUGCUGGCCAGCGGGGCCAGCAGCAGCAGCCUUUGCGGAAUGCCCGGCGGUGGCGGUACUGGGUCUGCGGCCAGCUACGUCUACGUGCACCAGCAGCCCCACCACCAUCAGGUGAUGGGGACCACCGGAUUGCCGGCGACGACGACCCACUACGUGUCACCCCAGCAGCUCACCUAUCACCUGCACUCGGCCGUGGCCACCGGCAACGGCAACGGUAACGGCUACCACCACCAUGGCUCCCACCAGAACAUCGCCGCGACGCCAACGCUCCACAAGAAGGGCUCCAUCCGGAGCAAUGGCGACGUGCUGAAGCGGACACGUGUGCAAAAUGCGUAUGAACUGUCGCAGGAUCUGCUGGACAAGCAGAUCGAACUGUUGGAGCGCAAGUACGGCGGAGUGAAGGCACGAAACGCGGCCCUUACGAUUCAGCGCGCCUUCCGCCACUACACGAUGGUGAAGAAGUUUGCCUCGAUCACGGCGAUGGCUAAGGCGGAGAAACGCAUGAGCCGUAGGGUGCAGCAACAGCAGCAGCAGCAGCAUCAGCCACCGCCACAGGGAGACCAGCUGGACAUGAUGCAGCAGCACCACCAGCUGGUGGUCGAUGAUGGCCAAAUCUACGCCACCGAAGAUGGAACCAUGGUCGGCCAGCAGCGUGUCUGCGCAACCAUUUCUGCGACCCCUCCGGGGACCUUACACCACCGUGUAACGCCGGUCCGUUCGAUGUCGCUACGUGAGCGACGGCUCGAUUCCAGCCCCAACACGCGCAGCCAGACGGGUUCACCGGCACCCGGCGUGGCCGCCCCAAUCAACCAAUCGUGGAGCCAAAGUCCCACUCAGAUCAUGACGGGAGGCAGCGGUGGGUCCUCGGCUCAGUUGCAGCAGUACUCCCAUCCGCACGUAAACAUCCUGCACCAGCAGCAAGCACAGCUGGCCGGGUACGUGAGCUACACAUCGGCGGCCAACGUCACGCCCUCGAUGCACCAGCACCUUCAGCAGCAGCAGCAGCAGCAAUACCAAAGCCAGUACGGGUCACAGGACUUGAACGUGAGUGGCGUCAGUUCGGCCAGCUCGUCGCAGCUCGACUCGACCGUCUCGUCGAUGAACCUGUCGUGGAACUCGCAGACGGCGGUCGGCGCGACCCACCACCACCACCAAAGCCCCUACACGCCGCACUACACGGCGGCACAAAUCUACAUGCGCCCUCGGGGCAUCGGAAUUGGCAGCUCGGGAGGAAGCAGCGGAAGCACCGCUUCGAGUGUCGGCGGUGGCGCUGGCACCGGUGGAGGGGGCUGUGGUGGCCGCAAAGUGCCACCGGAGGUACCGAAGCGAACGAGCAGUAUCACGGGCCCCGGUGGCCAGCAGUUGCAGCAGCACACACCGAGCCGUACCCUGCGCCCGAAUGGGCUGUGUAAGACGGCCGAAAACGGAAGCCUCAGCUCGGUGCAGUCUUCCGGGAGCGAUUCAUCCGCGUCGGUACCGGGCGGGGCCGGCAGCCUGGGGGGUGGCGGGGCCGUUGAACUCGGUUCCGAUCGGUCCAGCUCACCGCAGUGGACGAAACGCAGCAAGGGUGGGGCGGGUAGUAGCCAGAGUGGCAGCAUACCGAUGCUUCCGGCGCACUCACCGGAUCAUCUGCUCGUCGGAGGGCCCACCACGGACAUUGCGGGCACCCCGAGUACUCGCUCCGGUGGCAGCACCGGUGGGAAUGGUAGCAGUGCGAACGUGACGAUCGCCAGCAUCGAGAGCGAGUGCCUGAGCUCGCACACGAGCGCCGCCCAGUACUCGAUGGAGCAGCACGAUCAGAUCGUCCACACGCCGACCAGCUACAAGGUGUCGGAGACGAUCCGCAAGCGCCAGUACCGAGUGGGGCUGAAUCUGUUCAACAAGAAGCCCGAGCGCGGCGUUACGUACCUCAUCCGGAAGGGCUUCCUGGAGAACACGCCGCAGGGCGUCGCUCGCUUCCUGAUCUCGCGCAAGGGCCUGUCGCGCCAGAUGAUUGGCGAGUAUCUGGGCAACCUGCAGAACCCGUUCAAUAUGGCCGUGCUGGACUGCUUCGCCGGCGAGCUCGAUCUGUCCGGGAUGCAGGUGGACGUGGCGUUGCGCAAGUUCCAGGGCUACUUCCGGAUGCCGGGUGAAGCGCAGAAGAUCGAGCGGCUGAUGGAGGUGUUCUCGGCGCGCUACUGCCAGUGCAACGGCGACAUUGUGGCCCGGCUCCGAUCGCACGAUACCGUGUUUGUGCUCGCGUUUGCCAUCAUCAUGCUGAACACGGACCUGCACACGCCCAACCUGAAGCCGGAGCGGCGCAUGCGGUGCGACGAUUUCGUGAAGAACCUGCGCGGUAUCGACGACUGCCACGACAUCGACCGGGACAUGCUGAACGGUAUCUACGAGCGGGUGAAGGCGAACGAGUUUAAGCCGGGGUCGGACCACGUGACGCAGGUGAUGAAGGUGCAGGCUACGAUCGUGGGCAAGAAGCCGAACCUGGCGCUGCCCCACCGGCGGCUCGUGUGCUACUGCCGGCUGUACGAGAUCCCGGACAUCAACAAGAAGGAGCGGCCGGGCGUGCACCAGCGCGAGGUGUUCCUCUUCAACGAUCUGCUCGUGAUCACGAAGAUCUUUAGCAAGAAAAAGUCCUCCGUGACGUACACGUUCCGCAACAGCUACACGCUGUGCGGCAUGGUGGUCACCCUGCUGGAUGUGCCAAAUUAUCAAUUUUGCAUCCGUCUGUCGCAGAAGGUGGACGGUAAGGUGCUGGUGACGUUCAACGCGCGCAACGAGCACGACCGUUGCAAGUUUGCGGAAGACUUGCGUGAGUCGAUCAGCGAGAUGGACGAGAUGGAAACGCUCCGCAUCGAGGCGGAACUGGAGCGCCAGAAGUCGGCACGGGGUGCCCGGGCCAACAACAGCGAGAACCGGGACAGUGGCGUGGCCGACGUCGAGGUGUGUGCCGGCGUGCCGUUCCAGGUCGGUGCCGGUGGAGUCGGCGUCGGUGUCGUCGGUGGCGUGUCCCCGAACGAGUGUGGCCUCGUCGCGCACGGUGGCGGCGAGGCGCAGCUGAAGCGCAGCGCGCUCAGCAACUCGCUGCUCGAUAUGCACGAACAAUUUGGCAAUGAAAAACCGCAACGACGCGGUAGUGUCGGCUCAUUAGAUAGUGGAAUGUCGAUAUCAUUUCAAUCAACAUCCGCAAGCACUGGCUCACGUAGCGAUAUCAAAGUACGAAUGCUGCCUCAUAGCAACACCUCCGGUCAGAUAAUAAUGCAUGCCGGUCAGCAUCCCGCUGCCCUCAUGGGUGCCAUCUAUCAUCAGCAAGUCCAUCACCACCAACAGCAGCAGCAGCAGCAGCAGGCGGCUGGACACCACCACCAUCAUACGGCGGUGGCGGCCGCAGCAGCAUCGGCCACCGGCGGGGGGGUGAUCGUCUCGGUGGGUCAACCGCCAGCAUCCUCGCAUCUGCUUACCAGCCAUCCGCAUCCCCACCACCACCAUCCUGGUGGUGGUCCUACCACAGCCUCGAUGAUGGCCAGCAACAGCAUCAUGGCACCGGGCGGGGCCACGACAACCACCCUCAUCUCGGCCAACAGCAGCACCAGCAACAGUAUUGGAGCUAUCCGUCGCGAGCGGAAACCCUCCCGCACCGAAGAUGCCGCCACGACGCUGGCAGCACUAACGGCAACAGCACCCAGCAACAGUGCGGGAGCCUCUAGCGGAGGAGCUAACAACGCGAACCUAGCGGCGGCGGUAGCACCAGCACCACCGACCGGCGCAGCCGCCGGGGCUGGCGGUGGCAACUUUGGACGUUCGACGGAAGUCUAA